This is a messenger RNA of Camelus dromedarius (Arabian camel), 5316 nucleotides long. It is a transcript of the gene ASPH, whose product is annotated as aspartate beta-hydroxylase. The record is from RefSeq and is a predicted model, not a curated record. Bases 211 to 2532 code for a protein of 773 amino acids. Lineage: Eukaryota; Metazoa; Chordata; Mammalia; Artiodactyla; Camelidae. Gene Ontology annotation, molecular function: peptidyl-aspartic acid 3-dioxygenase activity; protein binding. Gene Ontology annotation, cellular component: membrane; endoplasmic reticulum. Gene Ontology annotation, biological process: peptidyl-aspartic acid hydroxylation. The transcript is spliced from 27 exons.
UCACCAGUUGGGCACACGCGAGGGCCGGGCGCGCGCAGGAGGCACGCGGGCGAAAAUCCUCAGAGGCGCUGCGGGCGGUGCCGAGACGCAGGCGCUGCUGCAGGAGCCGCGAUCCGCACCCGCUGCAGCGCCCGCCGCCAUCAGCGCCCCCCGCGGCCCCCGCGCACCGAGGGAGCUCCCCACCCCUCGCCUGCUGCAGCGGUGCGCGCCAUGGCCCCGCGCAAGAAUGCCAAGGGCGGCGGCGGCAACAGCAGCAGCAGCAGCAGCGGCGGCUCCAGCAGCCCGAGCAGCUCCACCAGCGGCGGCAGCAGCAGCCCCGGGGCCCGGAGAGAGGCAAAGCACGGAGGACAAAAGAAUGGGAAGAAAGGAGGACUUUCUGGGAGUUCCUUUUUCACGUGGUUUAUGGUCAUCGCAUUGCUGGGAGUGUGGACAUCAGUGGCUGUCGUCUGGUUUGAUCUGGUUGACUAUGAGGAAGUGUUAGCCAAAGCCAAGGACUUCCGUUAUAACUUAUCAGAGGUACUUCAAGGAAAACUAGGAAUCUACGAUGCUGAUGGUGAUGGAGAUUUUGAUGUGGAUGAUGCCAAAGUUUUAUUAGGCCUUAAAGAAAGAUCUGCUCCAAAGCCAACAGUCCCACCAGAAGAGGCCGAGCCGUACCCUUGGCUGGAGGACCAGGUUCUGGAGAGGCCAGGGCCUCAGAAUAUUGAAGAUGAAGUACAAGAACAAAUUCAGUCACUUCUCCAUGAAACAGUAUACACAGAACAUGGAGAGGACCUGCAGCAAGAACAGGAUGGACCAGCAGCAGAACUACAGCCAGAAGACGAUGUCUUUGUAGGAAGUGAUGCGGAUGAUGGAUUUGAGCCCACUGGAGCACUUCAUGAAGAAACCGAAGAUAGCUACCAUGUAGAAGAGACAGCUUCACCAGCCUACAAUCAGGAUAUGGAAGACGUGAUAUAUGAACAGGAAAAUCCAGAGUUGAGUGAACCAGCAGUAGAUGAUGAUGGACAAAUGUACCACACAGAUGACGUAACAUACCAAGACUAUGAUGAACAAGUGUAUGAGCCAUCAAAAAGUGAACGGAUAGAAAGUUCAGAUAAUGCUGUAGACGAUUCAAACAUAAUUCUAGAAGAAACGCAGGCGCCCCCUGCAGAGGAGCACCAGGAAGUACCACCAGAAACAAAUAGAAAAACAGAUGAUCCAGAAAAAAAAGAAAAAGCUAAGAAAAAGAAGCCUAAACUAUUGAAUAAAUUUGAUAAGACUAUUAAAGCUGAACUCGAUGCUGCAGAAAAACUCCGUAAAAGGGAAAAAAUUGAGGAAGCACUGAAUGCAUUUGAAGAACUUGUUCGCAGGUAUCCUCAGAGUCCAGGGGCGCGAUAUGGGAAGGCACAGUGUGAAGAUGAUCUGGCUGAGAAGAGAAGGAGCAACGAGAUUCUGCGCAGGGCCAUCGAGACCUACCAGGAGGUGGCCAGCCUGCCCGACGUCCCCGCAGACCUGGUGAAGCUGAGCCUGAAGCGGCGGUCAGACAGACAACAAUUUCUCGGACACAUGAGAGGUUCCCUGCUUACUCUACAGAAACUAGUUCAACUGUUUCCGGAUGAUACUGCUUUAAAGAAUGACCUCGGAGUUGGGUACCUCUUGAUGGGAGAUAAUGACAGUGCCAAGAAGGUUUAUGAAGAGGUUCUGAAUGUGACGCCCAAUGACGGUUUUGCUAAAGUGCAUUAUGGCUUUAUCCUCAAGGCGCAGAACAAGAUGGCGGAGAGCAUCCCCUACCUAAAGGAAGGAAUAGAAUCCGGGCAUCCUGGCACUGACGACGGGAGAUUCUAUUUCCACCUGGGGGAUGCCAUGCAAAGAGUUGGGAACAAAGAGGCAUAUAAGUGGUAUGAGCUUGGGCACAAGAGGGGCCACUUUGCAUCUGUCUGGCAGCGCUCACUCUACAACGUGCGUGGACUGAGAGCCCAGCCUUGGUGGACCCCGAACGAAACGGGCUACACGGAGUUAGUGAAGUCCUUAGAAAGAAACUGGAAGUUAAUCCGAGAUGAAGGCCUUGCAGUGAUGGAUAAAGCCCAGGGCCUCUUCCUGCCGGAAGAUGAGAACCUGAGGGAGAAGGGCGACUGGAGCCAGUUCACACUGUGGCAGCAAGGAAGAAAAAAUGAGAAUGCCUGUAAAGGAGCACCUAAAACCUGUUCUUUACUCGAUAAAUUCCCCGAGACAACAGGAUGCAGAAGGGGACAGAUCAAAUAUUCCGUCAUGCACCCAGGAACCCACGUGUGGCCGCACACGGGACCCACAAACUGCAGGCUCCGAAUGCACCUCGGCUUGGUGAUUCCCAAGGAAGGCUGCAAGAUCCGAUGUGCCAACGAGACCAGCCCACCCAGAAGAGCUGGAAUUGGGAUCCUGGCAAGAAAGGGAGAGUCAAGAGCAGAUGCAGGAGAUGCAAUGAAGUUUGACUCAGGGCAUGGGAAGAAGGCAAGGUACUCAUCUUUGACGACUCCUUUGAGCACGAGGUGUGGCAGGACGCCGCGUCUUUCCGGCUGAUCUUCAUCGUGGAUGUGUGGCACCCAGAGCUGACACCCCAGCAGAGACGCAGCCUUCCUGCGAUUUAACACGUCAUUGUGCAGGCUCAGGACAUGCAGACAGGUUGCCUUUCUGGUUCCAUCUCCUCGGGUGUGGGCACAGACGUUCGAACACCAAGGCCCUUAAUUCCCUUGAUUUGCAGCCUGAAAAGUUCUAAACCUCCUCCUAGGGUUGGAAGACACAAAAGGGAAUAUUUGCCUCACUGCAAUUCUUCUAGAAAACACCUGCCAUAUUUCAUCUGUGACAGCCCCAAUCUGAUGCCUAUAUUCAAGGUGAACACGUGAUAACGUAUCUACCUUGCCAGCCAAAGAUAUUUUUUUCCACUUAGAAUAAGUGAAAUCAGUGUAAAUGAGAGUAUAUGUAGAAACUGUGAAUGGAUUGCUUUAGCUUCUAAUUUUUCUAUGCAAGUGUAUUUUUCUAGGGUAGUGAGACAAUUCUAGCAUCACAUACCACUACUUCUUUGUUGAUUUUAACAACAAGCUGCAUAAAUGCUUUACUUCUUGCUGUUUAACCGUGAAUUCAGACUUCCCUCUUGUAAUUAUUUUUAGUAAAAGGCACUCAUAUGAAAAAGGCAAUUCUAUUUUCCAAAUACAAAGGAGAAAGACAUAAUUAUGCCAGUAUCUACGAACUGUUCCGCCCUCUCCCCUUUGAGUCUGUUUGCUUUUUUGUCUUCAUGGAGAGCUGGUCUCGUAAUUUCUCUCCUCACUCUAUGAAUGGUGGAGAUACUGUCAAAAUGGUAUUUCUUUCUAAGGAGAACUUCUUACACUGAAAAAGGACUUGGAAUCAUUUUAUAUUGAGUUAUAAAGAUGACAUAUGUAAAUAUUUCAAUGCCAAAUAUUAGGCAUUGGGAGCGAAAAAAAAGUAAAAGUUCUCCAAGUGAAGAUUUUCUCUUGGGAUCAGGUGGGCAGGGAGCUGUCUCUGAAACUGGGUUGGAAUCCAGAGUGUCCUCUGUUGCGGAUCUUUGUGAGUGACGAGGUCCUUCAGAGGAUUUCCAUCGCCAUUUUGUAAAAAUAUGAAGGAUGGUAGAGUGGAACACCAAGAUUGCCAGGACCUUUGUCCUGGGAGUAGGAGGUCAAAAUUGCUUUCCUCUUUGCAAUUGUUUGGAAGACUCUGACCUCUCCGUGGCUUGAGAAACUUCUGCCAUUUAAACCUCACUUUGAGAUGGCAACUAUCAUUGAUAGUUUAGCUUUAAUAUUACCCACAGCAUAGAAAUAACCAUUGCCUACUUGUUCCAAAGAUGAUCACGUCAUUAAUUUAGGAGAAUAUUAAUGCAUUAAAUUUUGUGUUUUUUAACUCAAAGCUAACUGGAAAUGUUAGCUGUAAGAAUGUAAUGAUAUUCAUGCACUGAAUUUUUAGCCAAUAUGAACAAAAUUGCUGAAGAAACGACACGCAGGUUAACCAGAUUUCUUCGCAGGUAGAAAAAGCACUUGUGUUUUCUUUCCCAUUGAAGGACAAGGAGGAAACUCUCUUUAUUUCAUUUAAAACACAGUUUUGUGUUGUUGUUUUUGUUGUUUUUUCAUUGAAGUGGACCCCUUUUGCUUGUCCUUCAGGACAUUAGUUUUGGUCAAAGAGUUUACAGAAUAUUUGUCUUGUUUCCUUCUAUCUUGCCAAUAUUGGAAAAAUCUCAUUAAAACAGAUGAGGAAGCAUAUGUGGAAAAAUAUCAGAAUUAAUUUCCAAAGUCCAGAAGAAAAAAGCAAACUCUUGAAAAGUAAAAAGGCAUUUAUGUCCUUCAGUAUUUAUUGAACAGAGGAAAUGACUGACAAAGGACAAUACAAUCCAGUGUUCAUGUGAUAACAUUCAUGUGACUUACUGAAUUUUGUUCUUGUAUGUAUGUUGCAUACAUAUGAAGAAAUUCAAAGUGUAUGUUGUCAUUGUUGAACCAUCAUCUUACAUUCAUUUAAUGAAAUCAUGGGAUAGAGUAAAAACUAGCUCUUAACUUCAUAAUUAUAUUAUGGUAUUUAAAAUCAGGUCACUCCAGUAGGAUUAUAAAUAUUGCCAAUUGAAAAGCCAGAAUUAUUACUGUUGCAAAAUGUUGGCAACAAUUGACUCCAGUCGCAUUUCAAAUACUUGGAUCCCACAAGUAUUUUAUAAACUCAAGUAAUAAAAUGGGUUUUCUAAUUCACUUUAAUUCUUCAUCUUUCUCUCCUAUGUAUCCUGGACUAUAAAAAAAGUGUUCCAGUCACUGCAUUGGUAGAAUUAUUUCAAUGUCACUAUUUUGUUAUUUGAAAUGUCUACACAAAAUGAAUUGGUUUUAUUUGUCCUGUGAUGCAAUUAAUUGUGAAAUAUUUUAAAUUCUAUUUUGAUUUUAUUUCAAGGGUGGAAAACAAAAGUCACUUCUGUUAUUGUUCUCUGUCAGUAGAAAUCGUUGAGAAAGAGAUGUAAUAAGUGAUUAUGAUUAGUAAUCAUAUCUGUUGAGGGUGAUCACGGCCAGUCGAAUCACCUCUUUCCUUUGAAUUUUUUAGCUAACAAAUUAACCCUCCCAAAUACUGCUCAUUAUCAACUAAAAUACUUUUUAUUUGACAUUGAGUACCAACUGGUCAUAUUAAUGAAGACCCCUGUCGUGCAGACAGCUGGGAGAGUUAAGAGGUCACUAAAAACAUACAGCUGGUUUGGGGAGACAUGGCACACGUAAGGAUAUCAUGUCCGAUGCUACCUGUUCAUUUUUAUCUAAUUUCCUUUGAAUUGAUAGUUGGGGACCCCAUUUCUAAGGAUAACAAAGAAAUAAAAUGAUCUUUGGCAUUUCA